Sebastes umbrosus (honeycomb rockfish) is the source of this 1306-nucleotide messenger RNA. RefSeq names its product potassium channel tetramerisation domain containing 12.1 (gene kctd12.1). Gene Ontology annotation, biological process: protein homooligomerization; regulation of G protein-coupled receptor signaling pathway. Gene Ontology annotation, cellular component: postsynaptic membrane; presynaptic membrane. The record is from RefSeq and is a predicted model, not a curated record. Bases 1 to 1044 code for a protein of 347 amino acids. The transcript has a single exon. Gene Ontology annotation, molecular function: protein binding. Lineage: Eukaryota; Metazoa; Chordata; Actinopteri; Perciformes; Sebastidae.
AUGCACGUGGUGAGCCCAGAGCUUCAUAAACAAGCCGCUGCCACUUUAGUCGCUCAGUUGCUUUCCACUGAUCCCACAUCAGUGCAGCAGCAGAGAAGAGAAGAGAAGAGAAGAGAAGAGAAGAGAAGAGAAGAGAUGGCACUGGCCGACACGGAGCGCGGAGUGUCCAACUGCGGAGGCGACUCUUCUGGCUCUCUGUUCUCAGAGAUCAUCGAGCUUAAUGUCGGCGGCCAGGUUUAUGUCACCAGGCACAAAACUCUCAUCGCCGUGCCGGACUCUCUGCUGUGGACCAUGUUCAGCAAGAAGUCGCCCAAGGAGUUGGCGAGAGACAGCAAAGGGCGCUUCUUCUUGGACAGAGACGGCUUCUUGUUCCGCUACAUCCUCGAUUACCUCCGAGACCUCAACCUGGUGCUGCCGGACUACUUCCCGGAGAAGAGUCGACUGCAGAGGGAGGCGGACUUCUUCCAGCUGCGGGACCUCGCAAAACGCCUCAGUCCUCGGGUGAGUAAGGAGAACUCAAUCAGCGAGAGUGACACGGAGGACGGAGCAGCGCAGCAGUGCGGCUCAACCACCGGCGCCAUGGACACUUUACGCACCGUGUCCGGCGACACUUUACGCACCGUGUCCAGCGGAGUCGCCAUGGAGACUUUACGCACCGUGUCGGUCAGCGGCGACUCCUCCAGGAAGUCCGGCUACAUCACCGUAGGAUACCGCGGCUCGUACACCAUCGGGAGAGACAUCCAGACCGACGCCAAGUUCAGGAGAGUGGCUCGCAUCACGGUGUGUGGGAAGACGGCCCUGGCUAAAGAAGUGUUUGGAGAGACGCUGAACGAGAGCAGAGACCCGGACAGACCACCAGAGAGAUACACGUCCCGCUACUAUCUCAAGUAUAAUUUUCUAGAGCAGGCGUUUGACAAGCUGACAGAGGUGGGCUUCCACAUGGUGGCCUGCAGCUCCACGGGCACAUGCGCGUACACCAGCAAUGAUCCAAACGAGGACAAAAUAUGGACAAGCUACACUGAAUACGUCUUCUGUCGGGAUUAACUAGCAGUUGUCAAUAUACAUGUCAAAUUGAUGUAAAUGGACAUUUCAUAUUCUAGAGGGGAAUGUCUUUAAAAUACCUAGAAUUUAUUGAAAGGAUAGGAAAGCCCAUUGAGAUGUAGCAUCUCAUUUUCGAGGGGGUUCCUAUAGACACAAAUACAAAAACACAUACAGACAAAACAGUAUUACAUAACAAACAUAGGCUGCAUACCAAAUUGCAUACUUUUCCUUUUUCCUUUUAGUACAUACUGCAGCUGCCCUUACA